Messenger RNA from Diceros bicornis minor, 785 nucleotides. It is a transcript of the gene CCDC107, whose product is annotated as coiled-coil domain containing 107. The coding region runs from base 36 to 743 and encodes 235 amino acids. Lineage: Eukaryota; Metazoa; Chordata; Mammalia; Perissodactyla; Rhinocerotidae. The transcript has 6 exons. The record is from RefSeq and is a predicted model, not a curated record.
AGGCGCCGUCUGGCCUCUGGUUCUGUCCGCCUGCGAUGGGGAGCGCGGUGUCGCUCGCGGGUAUGCUGGGGCUACUACUUGUGUCUGCGCUGCCAGGGGACCUCGGAGACUGCCCCAGCUCUGACCUCCGGGCACACCCAGGGGACCCCGCCCAGGACGGCCUUGGGGCCACGGAACCCUGGCGGCGGCCGCCGCCAAAGGACCAGCGCGAGCGGGGCCGGGCCGGGGCGCUGCCUUUGGGGGCGCUGUACACGGCGGCCGUCAUGGCUUUUGUGCUGUACAAGUGUUUGCAGCAGGGGAAAGAUGAAGCUGCUGGUCUCCAGGAGGAGGCAGGGAAGAAGGAAUCACUGCAGUCAGAGCAACAGCUGACCCAGCUGACACAACAGCUGGCCCAGACAGAACAACACCUGAACAAUCUGAUGGCCCAGCUGGACCCCCUUUUUGAGCGUGUGACAACCCUGGCUGGGGCCCAGCAGGAGCUUCUGAACAUGAAGCUACAGACCAUCCACCAGUUGCUACAAGACAGCAAGCCAAACAAUGGUGUGGAGGUUCCAGAACCAGAGGCCAGCAUCUCCUUUCCUGACGACUCACGUAUAGAGGAUGAGAAGGAGACUGGUGAUAGUCAGGAGUGGGAGGAGCCCCUAAACUGGAGCACAGAGACAAGAAACCGAGCUACGCCCUGGGAAGUGGAGCAGGGCCUGAGGAGAAGGGCCCAUCACAGCCCCCACUGGGAAGCAGUAUGACAGCUGAAGGUUUAGUAAACAAAGCCUGUCCUUGUGACUGGA